AUGAAGUAUAUAAUAUCACUGUCAUUGUUGAUGGCGGUCGCCAUCAUUUAUGUCCAUGGACAAGGAGUACCGAUAGCGAACUGUCCACCUGGCGAGCAUUCAGUUCUCUACUGUCCGCGAAUGGCAGAGCCGACUUGCGACAACCCUACGGUUCAUAAGUCACAAGUAAUGAAAGCAUGCGGCGUGCCUGACUGUUUUUGUAAUACACCUACAGUUCGUGAUACAAAGACUAAGAAAUGCGUCAAUGAGUUGGAUUGCUCACAAUGUACCAAACUUUUGUAG
Parnassius apollo (apollo) is the source of this 282-nucleotide messenger RNA. Lineage: Eukaryota; Metazoa; Arthropoda; Insecta; Lepidoptera; Papilionidae. The record is from the annotation of a GenBank genome assembly.